Molecule: messenger RNA, 1266 nt
Organism: Mucor velutinosus
Lineage: Eukaryota; Fungi; Mucoromycota; Mucoromycetes; Mucorales; Mucoraceae
Exons: 4
Coding region: 1-1266 (421 amino acids)
Source: RefSeq, a predicted model, not a curated record
AUGGCACCCAACAUCCAAACAGCAUUGCUAAAUCAACAUCAGACAAACAAUGCAUCAACCACAAAUAGCUUAAUUUUAGACUAUCUCUUCUAUCAAUCAAUUCAAUCAAGACUUCAAAAAGCAUUUACAUUUGACGAUCAAUCUGAUGGCACCGAUAAAAAUGUCAUUGAAUCUGUCAUUGAAGGCAUUUUAUCUUCUACCAAAAAAACCAAAAACAAGAAAGUAGACGCCAAAUUUGAACAAAGACUUAAUCUCUGCCAGCUGACAAAUCUAACCAUUGGCCGUACUCACCAUGUGACAUUUUCAGCUCCAGUUGCAUCAAGACGUAUUCGUGAUAUUGAUACUACCAACAAUGCAUUUUCAAAUGCAUUUCAUCCAACUUUUUGCCGUCGCCAUCGGCAGCCAGAGUGCCGCCAACCGCGCUGUUUAAAUGCUCAGGUAGGUGGACCCGGUUUAGCAAUGGCUAUACCCGCAUUUUUGAAGACAAGUGCCAAUAUGCUGCGCUCGGUACUAGACAGCGAUGAUGAUGUGAAACCCUUGACUGUAGCUGGGCAACAAGUAAUGGGCGGCGGCAUGCCUCCUCGAUGGUAUGAUCUCUUUUUGGACUUGCUCACUCAAGCUGCUAUUCAAAGCUACAUGUGCGAUGGCAAAACUGGUUUAGAAACCAUCUAUGAAAUCUUUUCCUAUGGCUAUGUGGAAGAUGAAGAUGAGGAAGACAUGCCGAUGGAGGAUGAAGAUGAUGAAGAAGAGGACGAAGAUGAUGAUGACGAAGAUGACGACGAGAACAAUGACAUUUGGAAUGUCAAGGCAUCAGAUCACCAUUUGCUCUUUCCAAAGACAAGAACCAUGUUUCUAUUCAAAUUGCAAGUUCGUGAGCGAGAAAAAGAGUUUAUUCAAAUUAAAGAUGGCUACACAUUAGAGAUGCAUUUCAAGGAAUUAGAGAAAUUGUAUCCACUUAUUUAUUUCGAAAGAAACAUGUGCGAUUUUAUUCAGAUGCUCUUAGACGACAUGGACAUACCAGCGUUAGAUAAGUGCGACGUACCAGAUAUCGCAAGCCCUAUAAAAUCACCCGAAGAUUUACCCGAACCUCAAUUCAUUUCCACCAUCCCUUCACUUUAUAAAUACCCAGGAGAUGGUUCUCUUUUGAUGCCAGAAAUCCCUGAUAUUCAUGAAGACGAUAUACCCACACCAGAGAACUCGAAAAAACGCACAGCGUACACUGCAGAGUUGAUGGAUCAUCAUGAUAACUACAAACAUCGUUGCUAA